Molecule: messenger RNA, 700 nt
Organism: Suillus subaureus
Lineage: Eukaryota; Fungi; Basidiomycota; Agaricomycetes; Boletales; Suillaceae
Exons: 1
Coding region: 5-262 (85 amino acids)
Source: RefSeq, a predicted model, not a curated record
CUCGAUGACACGUGCGGUGAGGAGUGCAGAAGGGGGAGGGGCAGGAACAUCUCUCUUCGCUGGAGCAAGGUUGGGAGGACCAGGAUGUCUUAGUGGAAUCUCAGUGGGAGGGGGCAUCAAGGUGCGCAAUUCAGCAGAGGCAUGGCUAGUUGAGGCAGAACGGACGUUGAAUGCCAUGGCAAAACGCUCUGCGCAGGCAAGUUUGCCUCCUGGGGACUGGAAAUUUCUCAUCUGGAAAUUGCCUGGAACGGAGGGUUUUUGAUAAUCGACGUCAAGUUGACCACCUGUGAGGACCCGAAUCUUGGAAGACAUGUCGAGGAGCUGGAAAUUGGCGCCCAAUCUGCCAGACGAUGCAAGGAUAUAACCCUAUUCACCUCGUUGCACAUGGGAUCGUCCGACAGACCGCACAUGGCUGGAUCAAUACAGCUCCUUGCAAUGAGGCUUGCUUUAAUACUUGCUGGACAAGAAGAAGCACGCAGGUGAUGUAAGCAUUGGUGGCUAGUUGCAGCGACAGCAACAAAUUGAAAAGAGAAUCAAUGUAAAAGUACCACGAUAUAUAUAUUUCAGUUUGCAGAACACCAAGAAAGUGCGGAAUAUGAUCAAAAAGCGAACGAAAACAGACAGCGCAAAAGAAAAGUAGAUCGAAAAUGUCAGUUGGAGUGAGGCAGAUCAAGCCACGAGAGAGACUAGCUUGUCGCUA